Molecule: messenger RNA, 4083 nt
Organism: Onychostoma macrolepis
Lineage: Eukaryota; Metazoa; Chordata; Actinopteri; Cypriniformes; Cyprinidae
Gene: metrnlb
Product: meteorin like, glial cell differentiation regulator b
Exons: 4
Coding region: 366-1226 (286 amino acids)
Biological process (GO): positive regulation of brown fat cell differentiation; energy homeostasis
Molecular function (GO): hormone activity
Source: RefSeq, a predicted model, not a curated record
UCCCAAACUUUAGAACAGCAGUGUAAGUGUGUAAAUGCUUGCUGCUGUAGAUAUUGUAGUUAUUCUCAUUUGUACGUCGCUUUGGAUAAAAGCAUCUGCUAAAUGCUUACAUGGAAAUGUAAAUGUAUAAUGGUUAUCGCGGCGUGUUGGCGGGGGCGUGGCUUAGAGGCGUGUCUUGGGCUUGUAUGAGGGAGAAAGUUUCUGCGGGACUCGGUGAGUGUCUGGGGUUCAGACUCGCGCGCGAUCAUGCUCUUCACUCCGCAUCUGUCUGCUCUUGAUCCGCUCAUGUCGUUUCUGAUGUGAUCCAGAGCGGCGGUGGAUUGAGAUUUUCUGCAGACUGGAAGAGAUUGUUGGGGGUUUUGAGGAUGUUUUUAUUCAUUCUGUUAUCAGCUCUGGUCCUGUGUGGAUGUGCACAAUAUUCCAGCGACCAGUGCAACUGGAGAGGAAGCGGGCUGACGCACGAGUCUCAUGCACGGGACGUGGAGCAGGUGUACCUGCGCUGUGCCGAAGGCUCUCUGGAGUGGCUCUAUCCCACAGGAGCCGUCAUCGUCAACCUGAGGCCCAACCUGCCGGUGUCGGAGGGUCCCCUGCGCGCCUGCGUCAAGCCGCGGCCGGACUCACUCGGGGCCAGGCUGUACGUGGAGCGGGCCGGAGCGCUGCGGCUGCUGCUGACGGAGCAGGACCAGACAGCCGGACGCGUGCGCUGCUUCAAUCUGCAGGAGGGGGUGCUGUUCGUGGAGGCCUCUGCCCGCCGGGACAUCAGCCGGAGAAUCACUGCCUUUCAGUACCAGCUGGUCUCCACACACACACCUGGAGACCAGCCCCACUCACAUACAGCUGCAUGCAGACCCUGUGCUGACGAGGAGCUGCUGAUGGCGAUCUGCACCAGCGACUUCGUGGUGCGCGGCAGUAUUCAUCAUGUGGAGGAGGAGGAGGAUGAUGAAGAUCAGGCAUCAGUGGUGGUGUCGGUGAGUCACGUGUAUCGUCAGAAGAGCCGUGUGUUCGUGUCCGGCGGCAGGGGGCGCGGGCGUGGCCGGUGGACGGGUCACGUGAAGAUGCCGCGGCGCUGCGGCCCACGGGCGGGACAGGGCGAGUUCCUCUUCACGGGAGCUGUGCAGUUCGGGGAAGCGUGGCUGGGAUGUGCUCCGCUUUAUAAAGACUUUGUCAGACUGUACCACGCUGCUCUGGACGCGGGAACAAACCCCUGCCACAUAGACACAGACUGAGAGACGCACUCAACAAACCUCUGCUGAACUUAACGGGCUCUGGUGAAUCUCAUGAAAACAUUUUUUAUUUUUUUUGUGGUUCAUGCCUUAGUCCAAGGUUGCAUUUUAUGCCAAUAUCAAAAGAAAUAAAUAAGAUAUUACAUUUAGGAUACUUAAAUAAAAUACGGAUUAUUUUAUUACCAGGUUUUGAAAUAAUUUUAAUAAUAAUUAAAUACAUUGCCCCUCCAAAAUUCUCAUUACUGCAUUUCACCCGGAGGAAUUAUUAUUAUUAUUUUAAUUUAUAAUUCAGAAUUUUCAGCUGGGGUUUCUUUAGAUGUAUUAUUGUCAAAUGUUUUAAUUUUACAGUAAUACUAUUAAUCACCAUAAAUUAAAUUUAAAUUCAGUACUGUAAAUCCUGACAUUAUGUAUAAAUAUUUCACUUAUUUCAAUAUUUAAUUUACUUUAACAUUACUGAAAUAAUAAUAAUAAUAAUAAUAAUUAUUAUUAUUAUUUGUUAUUAUUAUUAUUAUAAGUGAUACUAUUAAUAUUAUUAUUACAGUUGUUGUUGUUGUUCUUCUUCUUAUUAUUAUUAUUAAGGUUGAUUUGUAAAUAAUAAUUACAAAUAUUUAAACAAAACUUGAUAAUGUAUACCAUGGACCAAAAUUGUCAGAAUGUUAGAAUUAUUAUAAUAAUAUGAGGAAAAAACAGUAUUUAAAUAGUGAAAUAGUUGUAUAUAAUGGCUCUAUUUGUAGUGCUGAAUUGAAAUUAUAUAUAUUAGGGAUGGGCAUUUCAAAGUAAUAUUUGAAAAUCGCUGGGAAUUAUUCGAUUAUUAUUUGAUCAUUCGAAAAUAGCACCCCUUGCCUGAAUGCAUGCACGCCACGUCACGUUAUUAGGCUAGUGUUACACACCCAUAAACAGAGAGAGAGACCAUUCACGCUUUUAAUCUGUAUGAUAACAAACUGUUUAAUUUAUUUAAAGAUAGGCUAUCUUAACUCAAGCCAUAUAAUGAUUGUAACAUGCUGAAACAUUAAUAUAAUAAACGUAACAGAAUGACAGCACUUAUUAACAUAGCAGUCAAUCCAUUACUGCUAAUAAGGUAUUAAACUGCUCAAAAAAUAUAUUCCAAUACUUUCUCUCGCAAUUAUAUCAUUGGGUAAUUAUACUGUAUAUUAACUGCGGGCAUCAGUGAGCCGUUAUUAAUAUGCGGGGCAUUGAAAACGCUUUUGAAUGCGCAUGCACGCAACCGUUUUACUUUCACUUUGAAUAUAAAUAUUGAAAGGCUAAACAGCAUAAAUACGCAACCUUUAAAAGUAUUAGGCACUGGAGGAGCUCUAAUAUCAUUGGGUGGAUUUUUGGGUAGACUUUUCAAAUAUUAUGUGCAAAUCAAACAUAAAAGCCUUUUUAAAUGUACAGGUGUUUAUUUUACAGAUGCUUAACAUGCUGUAAUGUGGUUUAAUCUCAGACAGAUGCUGGGUUUGGCGGCAGGGAAGGCAAUUAAUGAUGAUAAUAUCUGAACGGGGUCAGAGGGCAAAGGUCAGAGAUCAACCGUUUUACAUUCACUUUGGAGAUUCGCAAUCACAUGUUUAUACUAUGGAGCGGCAGUACUUACCACACAUUUCACAAGAUUAGAUGUUUGUCAGUGGUGCUCAGGAUCUGCAAAUCAUUCGCCAUCAUCCUACUCUGUUGCUGGUAAGUGAAACUGCAUGUACUGUAAUGUAACAGCCUAUCGCUAGCAUGCGGCUAACCAUAUGUCCCUUUAGUGGCUCCGUAGAACGCGUUAUUCAUUUUCCGUGCCUUUCCCAGUACGGAUCCAGCACACAGAACUCUUAUUUGACAUCGUUCGUAGUUGCAAGUCUAUAGCGUCCGCGUGAGAGCGUGUUCUUCUGUUGUCUUUGACAGCUUUUAGGUGCGUUAUUGGCGAUGCUUACCUCUGCUUACGUGUCACCACCGCAUCAGCACCGAAAACAUGGGGAAUUUUUAGACAAAUAUAACCGCACAACCUAUUCGAUAUUCUAUGAAUAAAUCGACUAAUCGAAUAUUUGAAAAUCGUGACCCAUCCCUAAUAUAUAUAUAUAUAUAUAUAUAAAUAUAUAUAUUUUUUAAUUAUUAUUAUUAUUAUUAUUUUUAAAUUGGGGAUUUUAAAUUGUCCUGAGAAUAAUGUCACAAUUUAUUGUUUAUGCAAAACAUUUCUUCUUUAUUGGUGUUGAUUUUGGGGUGAAAUGAGGCCUGAGUGUGUUUUGGCAGGUUUUUCAGAUGGGAUAUCCAGUGCUUCCAGAUGGAUCUCAGUCAUCAAUCCUCCCUGAAGGUUCUGUCCUUGGUUACAGACAGAAGUUGUGUUGGUUUGUUUCUGUCUGUUCUUGUUGCCUGAUUACAAACGUCUUUAAGCCAUACAGAGAAUGUGUCGUUACACUCUGAUCCGUGAGAUGAGCUCUUGCCUGCAAGCGUGUGCUGCUGCGAGACAAUGAACGCUGCUUUUGUUUAAAGCUUUGUUUAUAGUUAUUGAGCGGUCAAUUCUUCUGACUGACGUCUGGAUUCUGUUCACGAGUGAGUUUGAGUGUAUUGUGUGUGCGUUUAUGCUGUGUGUAUGUGUGUGUGUGUUUUGUUUCUGUUCCUUGGACUCAGAGCGAGUCUGGAAUAAAACACUAAACCUAAUGGAAACAUCAUGGUGUCUUUUUCUGUUUUUGUGUUGCUGGGUGUUUUCUCUACAAGCUGCCCAACUAUGGAGAAAAUUGCUAAAUUUUCAUAUUAUCAUAUGAAUGCAAGCGAUUUCAGCUACACAAGUCUGAUGUCGUUGCUCAAAGUACAUUACCUGGAUGCCGUUACGAUUUUAAAUAAACGGUGUGUGUUCAGUUCAAUUGACAUCUGUUGGUUUAAUCAA